GGGUAAUCACGUGCAAUGUAGUUGGUUUACUGACAGUUAUUUACUAGUUGCCCUGGCGUGGAUACCCGGGGGUGGAUGAGAACCAAUAUGCAAGAAGUCUGGACCGCUGGCGAUACGAGGGAGGGAAUUACGUCAUUGGUGAAUUAUCCAGAAUUCUUCCCAGCAUAUGAUGCAAUCAAACGCCAUGGGUUCAACGCGAUUUCCGGUGCAGAAUGGGCACAAGAUAUUGAGGCAAUUUUAAACAGAUUCUUGAAUGUUGACCGACAUCGAGAUAUAAGAGUUCUUUCAAUUGGAUCUGGUAAUGGUAAUGUGGACGAACCGGUCAUUGACACCCUGGCCAAGAUGACAACUGGCAAAGUGUUGUACUGUGCCAUCGACCCGACAGCGCGUACCUGCAAAAGUUCCGAGAAUUGGCUCUCUCAAGAUCGGACAAUUGGCAAAACGUAGAGAUUGAAUUCAGAGUAGAAUCUAUGGAAGAAUACUCUGACGUAUGGGACAAGCGUCAAAUACAAGACAAGUUCAAUCUAAUUUUUGCAUCCUAUGUUAUCUAUCAUUUCAGAGAUGUGAAAGCAACAUUGGUAAAGAUGGAUGAAAUGUUGGAAACUAAUGGGAUGACGUAUUUUAAGAUUAAUUCUGG
Saccoglossus kowalevskii is the source of this 637-nucleotide messenger RNA. Its product is annotated as histamine N-methyltransferase-like. The record is from RefSeq and is a predicted model, not a curated record. Lineage: Eukaryota; Metazoa; Hemichordata; Enteropneusta; Harrimaniidae.